Exserohilum turcica Et28A is the source of this 2346-nucleotide messenger RNA. Its product is annotated as glycoside hydrolase family 78 protein. Gene Ontology annotation, biological process: carbohydrate metabolic process. Bases 1 to 2346 code for a protein of 781 amino acids. The record is from RefSeq and is a predicted model, not a curated record. The transcript is spliced from 2 exons. NCBI's taxonomy places the organism in Eukaryota, Fungi, Ascomycota, Dothideomycetes, Pleosporales, Pleosporaceae.
AUGGUGCCAAUAUAUGCGACCAACAGAACCAUAACCAUCAAAGGGUCAAGGUCCACUCCAGGCGUCAUAGUACUUGAUUAUGGGGCCAAUGUUGAGGGCUUGCCAACUUUCCAAGUUCUUUCUGCGACUGGAGACACCUCUGGUCUAGAGAUCACAUAUAGCGAGUCUAGAGAAGUUCUGGACAGCUUCUACAGCGAUGGACCUCUUGCAUUGGCCGCAGCAAUGGACACCUACAGAGUCAAUCGAUACAACAUCAGCGGACCUCUAGUACACACGAACAGACUCAUUCAGGGAGGCUUCAGAUACCAAAAACUCAAUCUCUCAACAGUUGGCGAACUGGUCCUGGAGAAUAUCGGAGUGAAACCAACCAUUCCAAUCAUACCCCUUGAUCAGUUACCGGGGUACUUUGAGUCAUCGGAUGAGGUUCUCAACAGGAUCUGGAAAGUGGGAGCCAGGACUAUUCAAAUGAACGACCUACCUGCGAAUUCCAUACCUCCGUUCUGGCAGGUCUGCACGGAAGGAGCCUUGGCUGAAAGCCAAGCACCUCAAGUGCUUUCGGCGGGUGGCACAGCGGCUUCUUUGAUGCGAUACCAGCUUGCAUUCGAAGUCAAACCAAUCAAAGGAGGAUUUUCAUUCUCUGUCCUGGCUGACACACUCAAUUCGGGAAUCUACAUCUUCUGCAAUAUUGCAAAUGGGUCGAUUUCAGCACACUUUGGAUCUACCGAAGACUCUCCUCGGAUUGCAUUCGCAACGCUGCCGCGGAAUAUAACCACUGAUGCCUGGAACCAAGUCGAAGCAACUGUCAACAUGACUGAGAUUGCUGUUCAUAUUGGAAAAGCCCCCAUCUUCCACUUUUCGCAGAUUUCUUCCUUCUUUGGAUCCUUCGGAUUGGGUGCAGCGCUCGGCCAUUCCGCUGUCUUUCGCAACCUGUCUGCGACAACUUUACUGGGAGAACCCAUUUAUUCAGCCUCAUUGACUGAUGAUACUUUCUUUUCCGAUUUCCUCAUCGGCACAAACCCACGGGACACUACGGUUGAUGGCUCGAAACGCGAUCGCAUUGCGUACGCAGGCGAUCUCGAUAUUGCGCUAGUGUCUUCCCUAGCGAGUACAAACGGUGCCAGCUACAUUAAAGGCACUCUCGGUCUGAUCGGCUCCUACCAGUUGACUCCGGGAUUCUUUGCACCCACUGCAAAGGUUCAACAAAAGCCGCUGUCCACAACCAUCAACGCCAGUCAGACAGGUCUGAUUGGCUAUUCGUUCAAUCUUCUUACGGCUGCCGCAAGCUUUCACAAGCGUACUGGCGAUGCCGAGAUACCAAAGGAGUGGGCACCAAGAGCGAUACGUAUGCUGGACUGGGCAGACUCCCAAGUUCUGCCUGAAAGUGGAUUACUGAAUAUUGGCAACGCUGCCUUUGGCGGUGAUUGGGACUAUUAUGAUGCUCCACAGAGUGGUGUCGUCUCAAAGUUCAGUAUGGUCUACGCAUACGCUCUCCAGGAAUGCAUUCCUCUUCUUUCCGACGCUGGAAUUCACACAGAGCCAUAUCUCUCGCGACUAGAAGCCCUCCGAACAGCCAUCGACCGGAACCUUUGGUCAAGCGAUCUCCAGGCAUAUUACGUCUCCGACGCAAUCAAAAACGGGUUUGGACAAGACUCGAACGCUUUGGCCAUUCUCGCUGGAGUCAAAAAAGGCAACCAUACUUCGUCAACGAUUUUGAAGAGUCUCCAACGACUUUCCUCCGCUGUCGGUCCCUUUGCAUUCUCGGAAGCGGUCACUGCAUCUGGUUUCGCAAAGUACAUUAGUCCGUAUGCAUCCGCCUAUCACCUCCGCGCAGCCUUCCAGAGCAAAGAUAGCGAGUCUGCUAUGAAUCUCCUGAAAACUCUUUGGGCGCCGAUGGCCGACCCCAAAGGCGCAUAUUACACCGGGUGCUUCUGGGAAACGCUAAACGCAACGGGUUUGCCCGCACUCGGCAGAACAACAAGUCUGUGCCACGGCUGGGCUGCAGGGCCGACCGGAGAGCUUAGUGAGCACGUGUUGGGAGUGAGUGCCGUAAAGCCGGGCUAUAAGGAAUGGCGGGUUGCUCCGAUGACACUUGGAUUGGCAUGGGCCAGGGGCAGGCUGCCUGUUCCAGGGGGUGAAAUCUCCGUGGCUUGGAAUGCCACUAGUGACGCAAUACACAGGCUAGAGGUUCAGAGUCCGAUCGGAACUUCCGGUACCGUGGUUGUGCCCUUGUCAGACGGGAACGGGUCGAUGCGGGCAUCUUUUUACGUCAAUGGCCAAGACGUCAGCGGAAACGGAACGUUCCGACUUACUGGGGGAGAGCCUUUUGUUUUAACUUACACUAUGUAA